AAAAAAAACCCCCAAUUUCAUCACAAACCAAAAACCCGACCACAGGAGCAGCAACGAAAGCGAACUGCACCAUGGCAAUCGACAGCAGUCGGCGGUCGGAAUCGCCCGAGUUCUCACCGCUGGCCAUCGACGCCGACCUGACCCCGCUGCCAGAGUACAAGGAGGCGGGCACGACGACGCUCGACUUUGACGGCCUGCUCUCGGCACCGCUCCAGCUUCACGAGGACCUCAGCUCGGGCUGCGGCGGCCAGCUGUGGCCGGCGGGCAUGGUGCUCGCCACGCACAUGCUGCGCUACCACCGAGACAGGCUCGCUGACGCAAGAAUACUCGAGCUGGGCGCCGGAGGCGGCCUCGUCUCGCUCGCCGUGGCGCGAGGGUGCCAGGACAUCAAAACCCAAAUCCUCGUCACGGACCAGGAGGAGAUGUUUUCUCUGAUGGAGCACAACAUCCGCCUCAACGGCGUGGAGGCCCGUGCCAAGGCCAUGUUGCUGAACUGGGGCGAAGAGCUCCCGCAAGAGGUCGUCGAGAGUCGGCCGAACGUGAUUCUCGCUGCCGAUUGCGUCUACUUCGAGCCAGCAUUCCCGCUGCUGCAGAAGACCAUGGCGGACCUGCUGACGCUCUGCCCGGAGGCGACCAUAUACUUCUGCUUCAAGAAACGCCGCCGGGCCGACAUGCAGUUUCUCAAGAAGGCGCAGAAGUUGUUCUCGGUCGUCGAGGUCGCGGAUCAGGCCCGCCCCGUCUUCAGUCGUGAGGGCCUGUUUCUCUAUGCCAUAUCAAGCAAGCAGAGGCAGCAACUUGGCGGUGGCGGCGGGAAAAAUACGGGGAAUCAAUAGCUCAGUUACGUCAGGAUGUCGCCAGCCGUCUGUGGUGGGUUGAGCUCUCAUUUUGUCAUGUUGUGCCCCUCGGAUUUACCUGUUUUGAUGCGGAGAGCCAAGUCCCAUCCAGCACCUUCUCGAUCGCUUGGCGGGUUUGCCAGCUCCCGCAGCGAGGAGUGGAACUUACCUAAUGGCAUCCAUCCCCAGCAGCAAAGCAGAAUUGCGUUUCCUGCUGUUGGUCUUUGCCACACAGAUGGAGCCCAGUCAACCAGUGAGCCCAUUUCUCCACGUCGCCAUUCCUCAUGAAGCACGACUCGGUCCAGCCUGCCGGCCCCGAUUUCGACGGCGGUUCCCCUGUCGUAUUCCCCGCCCGGAAGGGCGGUAGUGUCUGCAUGGGGACGUGUCCUUCGCGACUUGUGACGCCCGAGUGAUGGAUGGCAGGUGGAGGCGAGAGGGAGGGUGUGCAUAGGACGGGCAUAAAAACAACGCAAGUGCACAAAACAGGACAUCAGGGAAAGUGUGGUGACUCGGCGGCGCGCCAGAAUAUUACGAAACAUCCAUCCUCGUCCUGCUCACCCUUCCUAAUGUCGUGGCUCUGGCGACC
Gaeumannomyces tritici R3-111a-1 is the source of this 1419-nucleotide messenger RNA. RefSeq lists its product as hypothetical. The record is from RefSeq and is a predicted model, not a curated record. Lineage: Eukaryota; Fungi; Ascomycota; Sordariomycetes; Magnaporthales; Magnaporthaceae. The transcript has 3 exons. Bases 72 to 833 code for a protein of 253 amino acids.